Cucumis melo (muskmelon) is the source of this 1340-nucleotide messenger RNA. RefSeq names its product F-box/kelch-repeat protein At3g23880-like. The record is from RefSeq and is a predicted model, not a curated record. NCBI's taxonomy places the organism in Eukaryota, Viridiplantae, Streptophyta, Magnoliopsida, Cucurbitales, Cucurbitaceae. Bases 297 to 1205 code for a protein of 302 amino acids. The transcript is spliced from 2 exons. Gene Ontology annotation, molecular function: protein binding.
CAAAGAUUGAUGGUGUGAAUUCCUUUUCCAAUUGCUUUCAGAAUCUAACCUUUUUCUCACUUUCAACCAACCGUUUCUUCCCUUUUUCGACUUUGAUUGUGCUGCAAAUAUUAGCAUACAUCUCGAUAAAAAUUGUUUGAUUGCAGUCUUCAUUUGUGUUUAGUUCAUAUUACUUCUGAUUCACAGGUGAAAUCUGCAGAUUUUGCUUCUUUUCUUGGGGGUUGCUCUUUGCAUUUCAAACUCUUUUCGGUAAUAUUGUCUACUUGGUUUCUGUCGUUUGGAUUUCCUGCCUAACUAUGCGAGUACUACUAGAUUCCCACAAUGUGUUUGUAAAUUGUCCAACUGAAAUUUUGAUUGAGAUUCUUUCAUAUUUACCUGUGAAAUCGCUUCUGCGGUUCAGAUGUGUAUGCAAAGAAUGGAACAAAUUAGUUCAGAACCCAUUGUUUAUUAAUGCUCAUUUGGAAAAGAGAAUCCCAAAUUCUCUUCUCAUAAUCAAUAGCUCCACCACAGACCAGAAGGCAUGUUUCUCACUUUUUAAUGCUGAAACAUCCAAUGAAACUUUUCAAUCAGAGCUUCCUAUGAAGGCCAAUCUAGGCUAUAAACUCUCUGUUUGUGGAUCAUAUAAUGGGUUAGUUUGCAUUUCAUCUGCAAGUCUAUUGGAUGUUGAUCCAAUCUAUAUAUGGAACCCUUCUGUUAGAAAAACUAGGUUGCUUCCCAGUAGUUUGAUUCCCAAACGGGACCAUUGUUGGCCUCUAAACUUCCUGGCAUUUGGCUUCCAUCAAGCAAAGAAUGAUCACAUAGUGCUGAGAAUUGUGAGGAUUGAGCAAUGGAGUUGCUGUUAUCGAGUGGAAAUUUACAGUCUCAAAGAUGAUUGUUGGAGGAGAGUUUCUUCUGUUCCUACAAUUCCUACUGCACUCGACUGCAGAUUGUUGUCCAAAUCCAUCUGCUCUAAUGGACUUGUUUAUUGGAUUGUGAAGCACAGAAAUGGCGGAAUUCCCAAUUCCAUUCUCUCUUUUGAUAUAGCCACUGAGGAGUUUCAUAGACUAAUGUUGCCUGAUUGUUUGGUUUACAUAGACACUCCAUCACCAUUAUGCUUGGGAGUAGUCCAAGAAUCUCUUUCUAUUUUCCAUUGCAGGCCUGAUGGUGGGAAUGGGAAGCAACUGUGUGACACAUGGGCUUUGAAAAUGGGGUCUUGGGCAAAUUGAAGAGAUGGGGAAUUCUAGGCUUGCAUUGGUUGACACUGAACUGGAUUGCAUUGAAGAUAUUGGAAUUGAAUUGGGAUCUCAUUGGGUUUAUGCAGAUUCUUAUAAGGAGAGUCUUCUUCUACUCUGAUAAGGUAC